Carassius gibelio (silver crucian carp) is the source of this 2346-nucleotide messenger RNA. RefSeq names its product homeobox protein MSH-D-like. The transcript has 2 exons. NCBI's taxonomy places the organism in Eukaryota, Metazoa, Chordata, Actinopteri, Cypriniformes, Cyprinidae. Gene Ontology annotation, molecular function: RNA polymerase II transcription regulatory region sequence-specific DNA binding; DNA-binding transcription factor activity, RNA polymerase II-specific. Gene Ontology annotation, biological process: regulation of transcription by RNA polymerase II; embryonic morphogenesis. Gene Ontology annotation, cellular component: nucleus. Bases 91 to 813 code for a protein of 240 amino acids. The record is from RefSeq and is a predicted model, not a curated record.
UGCUUAGGAGCAUCAAAGGCUUCAUGCUUUUUGCAUGCGACUUCAGAGAGACUUUGAAGUUCGGGCGUCCAGAGGCUGCUCGAGAAGAGGAUGUCCGCGUCCGCGAGCCUAAGGGAAUCAGACCGAGAUCGGGACAUGGAGCAGCGCAAAACCCAAGCGUCAAGCCAUCCUUUCAGUGUGGAGUCUCUUAUAUAUAGCCACAAAACCAGUAAGGACUUUGAAAGACGGCGCGAGGAUGUAUCCAUCCAGUUUGCUAAGACUGAGAUCAGAGAUUCUUGUGCUUCGGCUGGAAUACAAAAGCACUUUAUGCAGACCUCACCCGUCAAAUCGGAGUCGCCCGAGCCGGAUGACUGUACACCAUGGGUUAUUCACUCUAGAUACUCUCAAACUAGCCAGGAAAGUCCCUGUCCUCUCCGUAAGCACAAGAACAACCGCAAACCCCGUACACCAUUCACCACCACACAGCUCCUGGCCUUGGAGCGAAAGUUCCGACAGAAACAGUACCUGUCCAUUGCCGAGCGAGCAGAAUUCUCCAGUUCGCUCACCCUCACAGAGACCCAGGUGAAGAUCUGGUUCCAGAACCGACGAGCCAAGGCAAAGCGCUUGCAAGAGGCUGAGCUGGAAAAGUUCAAACUGACUGCCAAACCUGCCCUCCACCCCAGUUUCAGUCUGCCUCUUCCUCUUGGAACUCAACUUCAUUCGGCCGUCUCACUCUAUGGCCAGUCGUAUCCCUACCACAGGCCGUUGUUGCCUGUUGCUCCAGUGGGACUCUAUGGAACACCUUUAGGGUACAGCAUGUAUCACCUUGCUUGAGAAGAAGUGCUACAGUAUGGACUAGUACUGAUCUAAGGAUGUACAAAAAACAAUGUUUACAAUAUACAAUGGUGUCCAAGUCCAAAAAAAAAGCAGCAACCAAAAUUAAAUGUUUCAUAAUGUGCCUUGACCUGAAUUGAAAUGCCGGACAUUUUACUUCAUUUUUCACUGACUGAAAGUUCAAAUUUUACCCUUUGGAUGGAUAAUUCUGUUGCCAAACCUUUUGUGUAUAUUUGUGUCAUACAUCUUUAUAUAUUGUAAAAGGAAUUAUUUUGUGUACAAAAUACUGAGUUUAAAUUCCACUAAAUUUAAUGUUGAUUUUUAUCCCAAGUUCAUUACACAUUAUUUUUACUUUAUUUUUAAAGAUGGCCGUACCUCUAGCUAUAACUGAUAGACACUACUUUAUUGUUUGUUUGACAAACAAAUUAGAAAUGGCUUGGUGAAUGAUUUUAUAUGAUAAAUACAUUGGUAUGUUCACACUAAGAAAUUUCCAAAUAGGAUUUGCCCUUUUGAGUUCAGUUUUACAUUUAUAAAAUUACAAAUUUUUUCUAUACUUCAUACAAUUCUGACAGUGAUUAUGGUAUAUGCAAAGAUGUCUUUGAAAAGUCACUUAUAAGUAAAAUGUGGAAGUUUAUUUUUUGUGCCACAUUUUUUAUAUUUAUACUAUAAUUCUAAUUUAAUUAAAUCUGUCAUGUAUGGUAAAUACCAACUGGCAAGCAAACACAAUAGCAUUUGGUUAUAACAUUUAUAUCUCCAUUUCAUGUUUGAGAAAGUAUGUGGGAGUUUGGAUGUCCAGCUUCAUUAUCUAUUGCAAAAGCAAAUUAAGUUUUACAUUUUUAAAAUAUUUUUCUUUAUUAAUUUCCUUCAAGUGCAUUUCUCCAUUUUUAAAUGCUGGUUAAACACUUUACAGCAAGGUCACAUUUGAUUUGGUUGAAGGAAAUUCUCCUUUCUGAACUAUAAAUUCAUUGUUGCAAAAUUAAUUCAUGUGUAAUACAUAUCAGCAGUUUGAGAUAUGAAAACAUAGCAUUACUUUGAUAAAUAUGUCAUUGUUUAAAUAAUGAUCAGUUAAAAUGUAUACGACGUAAUAAUUCUAUUAUUGAUAUGUUACAGAUAAGUUUGGUUUCACUUCCUUACUGCCUUGUUAUGGCUUGUUCAUUAGGUUGUGGCUCUAUAAAUGGGGACGUUUGAGGGCCCGUUUUACUGCUUCCGCCUGUCUUUGAUGCAAUGAGGAAAUCGUUUAUGGUCAGCACUUUACUCAUGAGCUUCCUUUAAUCAAAACACGAACUCAGUCAUGUUAAUCAAGCACAGAACCACUAAAGUGUUCGCGGAUGUGUUUUAUAAUGUCGACUCUGAGCCACUUACGAUAGUGCCGUGAAUCUGGGCGAUUUUCCCGAUCCUGUUCCUGUGGUGUAAAAAAGUCAAGAAACUCUUCGAAGCGAAAUUCACAAAGCUGUCAAGUUUCAAUGCCUAAAUGCCUGGCAUCUGCAUUCUGUGUUCAUUGGAAAAAUCAUAAAGGUGAAUUUCCAGAUUUAA